AUGACUCAUACCGAAACCCUAAAUCUUCUCGAUGAAAUCGAAUCUCUUGUCUCCGAUCAGCUUCAAGUGGUAUCUUUCAAAUGGCUGAGUCGAAAUUGCUCGAUUUCGUCAGAAACUGCCAAGAGGUUGCUUAAUGAUUUUGUCGAAAAACACGGGAAGUGUUUGGAAGUUGUAUAUACUGUGUCCGGGUGGUUAAAGAACAAACCUUCCGAUUACCUCACAAGGCUCGUUUCUAGCUCCGAACUUCCAGAAGUGGAGAAAGAGUUCAAUGGAACAUAUUCAGUUCAUAUAUACAGUGUUCAGUCUAGUAUUCCAAAGGAUCCAGUAGCCUUAUGGAACUCUGAGUUUGUACAAGCAGAAGAACUCUUCAAGCAGCCUUCUGAUACUGAUAAUUGCUUGAGAGGCAACAGGUUUUGUGGCAUUUCCAAUUCUUUUGUGAAGCGUAAUCUAGAGGGAGCCACUGCAAAUGUUACAUCUCUGCAAACUGAGAGUGCGAAAACUACAGUACAAUCUAAAAGUGGUUUUAAUUGUCAAGAAGGUACAGUGCCCUUGAACCAGGGAAAGGGAUUUCAGCAACCAAUCCCUAACGUUAGCCAUCAGGCUAAAAGUGAAACUAAUACUGCUCCAGCACAAAAUCAGUCUGUGAAAUCCUCCUCUGAUAAAGAAAAACCCCUUCCCGUGCCGGCUAAUAAAAAGAAUGGACAGGGCGAAAAGAGCGUGACUGGAACUGGGGGUUUGUUAAAAAAUAUGUGGGGCCGUGUGCCUGCGAAAACAGAAGGCGAAAAUGCAACUAUAGAGGUCAAACAUCAUGAUCAUUCAGAAGCCCAAAAACCCUCUCACGACGCCAACAAUAAGGGAGACAGCGAUGAUGAGACCCGAGAUGUCAAUUUCAGGAGAGCGUCUAAAAAUGAUAACAGAAAUAGGAAAGUGAUAUUUGAUCUUUCAGAUGAAGAGUGUGAAGAUGUUAUCAGCUUAGCAUCUCCUAGUAGUCCAAAGAUUAAUUCACUUCCAGAUCGCGAACAGACCAAAGAUUCGGGUCCAGAGAAGCCUGACGCAUCUGGAGAGAUAAAAACUGAUGAGCCAGAGUUAACCAAAGAAGACAGGCAAAAAACUGCCUCUGCGGAUACUUGUGGUGUCAAAAAGAACGAGAAAUCUAUGGCUUUGUCAAUGGAGAAGAUCCAGGCCAUUGGUUCUGAAGGUGAAGUGAAUCCCUCAAAGAGAAGAAUAACUGAUGCUCCUAGUUCACCGAAAAGGAAAAAAGUGUUGAAGUCGCGGAUCGAUGAUCGUGGGAGAGAAGUAACUGAGGUAGUCUGGGAGGAGACAGAAACAAAGAAGAAAGAGGAGACUGAUACAAGUAAGAAGUUAAACGACGGCAAAAACGCAAAUGCUAUUAACAGAGCGGUUGCGCAGAGGAAGAGCCCGGCCACCACCACAAACGCAGGAGGUAAAGCAGGAAGCAAGAAAGGCGGAAACGUCAAAGAUCCUAAGCAAGGGAACAUCAUGUCGUUCUUCAAGAGAGUUUAA
Messenger RNA from Arabis nemorensis, 1524 nucleotides. The record is from the annotation of a GenBank genome assembly. NCBI's taxonomy places the organism in Eukaryota, Viridiplantae, Streptophyta, Magnoliopsida, Brassicales, Brassicaceae.